Molecule: messenger RNA, 2060 nt
Organism: Drosophila nasuta
Lineage: Eukaryota; Metazoa; Arthropoda; Insecta; Diptera; Drosophilidae
Gene: AspRS
Product: aspartyl-tRNA synthetase
Exons: 6
Coding region: 166-1779 (537 amino acids)
Biological process (GO): aspartyl-tRNA aminoacylation
Cellular component (GO): cytoplasm; cytosol; aminoacyl-tRNA synthetase multienzyme complex
Molecular function (GO): RNA binding; ATP binding; aspartate-tRNA ligase activity
Source: RefSeq, a predicted model, not a curated record
ACAUCGAUAGGCCAACUAUCGAUAAGGGUAGACAAUCAACUCAUUUAUAUCGAAUGCACUGCACCGAGCAUGCUGCUGCUGCAAUAGUUCCGCGAACUCGUGUAAUUUCGUUUGUGUAUUAAAUAAAAGAGGCGAAAAAUAACUGCCGAUUUUGUGCAUUCCAAUAUGGUCGAGGAAAAGGAGAACGUAGCCAGUGCGAAUGCCGCUUCGGGGCAGGAGCCGGUAUCCAAGAAGGGAGCCAAGAAGCAAGCGAAAGCAGCGAAGAAAGCUGAGCAGAAAGCCGAGAAUGCCGCUGCCAUUGCUGCCGACGAGGCGGCCGGCGACAAUGCAGCCGAUCAUGCUGCAGGUCGUUACGGACUCUCCGAGAUGAUACAAUCGAAAGAUAAGCGCAGCGAACGCGAGUUCGUCUUGGUGCCCGAGCUGAGCCAGCAUGUGGGCAAGGGACUGGUCUGGGUGCGCGGACGUGUCCAUACUUCGCGUGCCAAGGGCAAACAGUGCUUCCUCAUUCUACGCCAGCAGAGCAGCUCUGUGCAGUGCAUUCUGGCCGUGGGCGAUGUCAUUUCCAAACAAAUGGUCAAGUUUGCCGGCAACAUACCCAAGGAGAGCAUCAUUGAUAUUCAAGCGAAACCCGUGGCGGUGGCCAACAAGAUUGAGUCCUGCACAGAACAGCUGGUUGAGCUGUCUGUCGAACAAAUCUUUGUCAUCUCGCAGGCGAAGGCUCAGCUGCCCCUGCAGAUUGAAGAUGCGUCAAGGCCAGAGAAUCCCGAUGACGCUGAGGGACUUAAUAUACGCGUCAACCAGGACACGAGGUUGGACAAUCGUGUGCUCGACUUGAGAACCCCAGCGAAUCAGGCCAUCUUUCGUCUGGAGGCUGGCGUUUGCCGUCUGUUCCGCGAUAUUCUUACCGACCAGGGUUUCACCGAGAUUCACACGCCCAAGAUCAUUUCCGCUGCCAGUGAAGGUGGUGCCAACGUCUUCACCGUCAGCUACUUCAAGGAUUCUGCGUAUCUGGCGCAGUCUCCACAGUUGUACAAGCAAAUGGCCAUCGCCGCUGACUUCGACAAGGUGUUCACAGUGGGAGCUGUGUUCCGUGCUGAGGAUUCAAAUACGCACAGGCAUUUAACCGAGUUCGUUGGUCUCGACUUGGAGAUGGCAUUCAAAUAUCACUAUCACGAGGUGCUGCAUACUAUUGGCAACACGUUUACAGCCAUCUUCAAGGGACUGCGCGAUAAGUAUAGUCGCGAGAUUGAGGCUGUUGGCCAACAGUACAAAGUGGAUGCAUUUAAGUUCUUGGAGCCACCACUGAUACUGCAGUUCGCUGAGGGUGUUGCCAUGUUGCGCGAGGCUGGUGUGGAAACUGGUGACGAGGAGGAUUUGUCAACUCCAAACGAGAAAUUGUUGGGACGCUUGGUGAAAGCCAAGUACGACACUGACUUCUACAUCCUCGACAAGUUCCCAUUGGCGAUACGACCAUUUUAUACGAUGCCCGAUCCCAACAAUCCUGUUUAUUCCAACUCAUACGAUAUGUUUAUGCGUGGUGAAGAGAUUCUGUCGGGCGCUCAGCGUAUCCACGAUCCCGAGUACUUAAUUGAGCGUGCUAAGCACCAUGGCAUUGACACUUCGAAAAUUGCCGCUUAUAUUGAAUCCUUCCGUUACGGAUGUCCACCACACGCUGGCGGUGGUAUUGGCAUGGAGCGCGUCGUCAUGUUGUAUCUUGGCUUGGACAACAUUAGGAAGACUUCUAUGUUCCCACGUGAUCCCAAACGGUUAACGCCUUAAAUGUGCCGCUCAGAAACGCAAAAACUCUAUUUAAUUGAAUUAAAUUCGCAAACAAACCAAUUUUUUAUUGUUUCCUCUUAACUUUCCAAACUGUGACCCUAUGCCAACUCUCAGCAAAAUCUUUAUUUUAGUAGAACCUUCACUCCCCUACUUUAUGUUGGAGCUCUUUCCUUAAGACUUACAUACUGCAAAGUUGUUUAACAACGAGAAAUGUAAAGACUGUUUAGAAGUCAAAUUGUUUAAUACCGUAUCAAAUAAAUCUUUGCAAGUGUGUUUAGUAA